Onthophagus taurus is the source of this 1693-nucleotide messenger RNA. RefSeq names its product excitatory amino acid transporter 1. Gene Ontology annotation, biological process: L-glutamate transmembrane transport. The record is from RefSeq and is a predicted model, not a curated record. Gene Ontology annotation, molecular function: L-glutamate transmembrane transporter activity; neutral L-amino acid transmembrane transporter activity; glutamate:sodium symporter activity. Lineage: Eukaryota; Metazoa; Arthropoda; Insecta; Coleoptera; Scarabaeidae. Gene Ontology annotation, cellular component: plasma membrane.
AACUAAGCUCAAACAAAAUUUUUUUAAAACAAUAUAAAAGAUAACGCUUGAGGUUUUACCUUCACAGUACAGUUUGAGAAAGCAACAAAGCAACACAAAUCUAGUUAAAAUUAUGACCGACACAAAAGUAUCGCGUCGUUCGAGUCUUUCGAAUGGAAUCGCGGAAUUUCAAAUAGAAGAGACACCCGAAAAGAAUAAAAAUAAGUGUUUGGGUUGUUUAAGAACAAAUCUUUUAACUUUAUUAACAGUUGGUGGUGUGGUGGCCGGGGUAGCUUUAGGAUUCAUUUUAAAAGAAACUUCAUCCUCACCAUGGACCCAAAGGGAAAUAAUGUACGUGAACUUCGUCGGAGAUUUAUUCUUGAGAAUGUUAAAAUCGUUAAUUUUGCCACUUAUUAUCUCAUCAUUAAUUUCGGCAAUUGCCAAUUUGGAUUUAUCUUUAUCUGGAAGAGUUGCAAGGAGAGCAGUUUUAUUUUAUUUAACAACGACUUUUUGUUCUGUUGUUCUUGGAAUUAUUUUGGUGGUUAGUAUUCGGCCGGGACAUCGAGGUGGUGAUGAAGAACAUGAAGCUGAUCCCAAUGAUAUUAGAAACACCACAACAGUAGAUACUUUAUUGGAUUUAGUCAGAAAUAUGGUUCCUAGCAACAUUGUUCAAGCUGCUAUACAACAGUACAGAACUGUAUUAAUUCCAACAAAUUCAAACGACAUUUAUGAAUGGAAAGUUUCGAGUGAAACGAUCGACGGAAUGAAUAUUUUGGGAUUAGUCGUUUUCUCAGCUUUAUUAGGCGUAGCUUUAGCUCGAUUAAGAGAUGAAGGAAAACCACUGGCCAAGUUUUUCCAAUCGUUAAUGACAUCGAUGAUGACGAUAACCACAUGGGUGAUUUGGUUGAGUCCGGUGGGAAUUUUAUUUUUGGUGGCGUCGAAAAUUUUGGAAAUGGAAAGUUUAGAUGUGUUACUAGGCAAAUUGGGAUUUUACUUUAUAACCGUUGUUUUGGGCCUGUUUAUUCAAGGAUUUGUCGUACUCCCUUUGCUGUAUUUGAUAAUGACACGAAAAAAUCCGAUGAGCUUUAUUAGCAAUUUGGGCCAGGCGUUGGUUACAGCUUUUGGAACAGCUUCAAGUUCUGCAACUCUUCCGGUUGCUAUUCAAUGUUUGGAAGAAAAAUCGAAAUUAGAUCCUAGGAUCGUUCGAUUUUGUCUUCCUAUUGGUGUUACAAUAAACAUGGAUGGUACUGCUUUAUAUGAAGCUGUGGCUGCUAUUUUUAUUGCUCAAGUUAGAGGGAUUAGUUUAAGUAUUGGACAUUUAAUUGCGAUUAGUAUAACGGCAACGGCAGCUAGUAUUGGUGCAGCGGGAAUUCCCCAAGCUGGUUUAGUUACAAUGGUUAUGGUUUUGGAUACUGUGGGAUUACCGGCUGAAGAUGUCAGUUUAAUUUUAGCCAUAGAUUGGUUGUUGGAUAGACUAAGGACGACUAUUAACGUUAUGGGGGAUUCUUUCGGAGCUGGAAUCGUACAUCAUCUCAGUAAAAAAGAUUUGGAAAAAUUAGAUGAUACAAUCCCAGAUAUUCCAGUGCAUCCAUAAAAUUAUUAUUUAAAUUUAGACAUGAAAGUUUUUAAUUGUUGAAAUGUUUACUUAGAAAUAAAUGUAUAAAGUAUUUAAGUUUAAUUGCCGUGCAAUAAAGAUAUCUGUUGUAAAAUGUAA